Messenger RNA from Orbicella faveolata, 2769 nucleotides. RefSeq lists its product as uncharacterized. Gene Ontology annotation, molecular function: G protein-coupled receptor activity. Gene Ontology annotation, biological process: cell surface receptor signaling pathway; G protein-coupled receptor signaling pathway. Lineage: Eukaryota; Metazoa; Cnidaria; Anthozoa; Scleractinia; Merulinidae. Gene Ontology annotation, cellular component: membrane. The record is from RefSeq and is a predicted model, not a curated record.
AUGAAGGUUUCCGUUGGCUCGUCAAUUCUUGUUCUGUUGUUUACCUCCCAUUUAGCCUUUCUGCAGGCGCUGCAGAAUUCAAGUGAAGUAAGCGUGUCCUCUGUGACUGAUUCCCAACUGCUACUCAACGCAACAACUGUAACUCCAACGGCAGUUCUGCAAGCUCGAGAGGACGAUUUUCCUCCCACUUGUCCUCUGAAGUUUUCCUGUCGCAAAGGAUGCGAUAACGAGACAUUUAAAGGGGAUGAUCUUGAUGGUGAUGCUGCACAUUGCCACUGUGAUCAAGACUGUCUGACGUUUCAGGAUUGUUGCGCAGACUUUACGAAUUUGUGCGAGCCAAAGCCUGUGAAUCCAGGGAUUCCACUCGGCAGGAAUUACAAUUAUUCCUGUGUGAAAUUAUCCACUGAGUUUGGUCAGAAAAAAGGCAUAUACAUGAUCACAACUUGUGCAGCUAACUGGAAUGGAAAUGAGGAUGUGCGCAGCAAAUGUCUGGCAGGGUUAAAGAGUUCGAAUCGAUCAUUUACCUCCAAAAACAUCGUGGAAGAUAUUCCAGUGGCUAGUCUCAUUCGAAACGACGGUACGCAAUACAGAAAUAUUUACUGUGGCAUUUGUAACAAUGAGCCUGCCAUUCUUCUACCCUCUUGGCAGUUAAAGUUUCGUUGUAACAUCAGAGCUCCUCCCUCAUACUACAGCGACGAGGAGAAAUUAAACUUUUUUCUAAAGUACUGCCCCACUAGGAUCCUAAGACCUAACAAAUAUUUUAAAAUACGAACUUGUUUACCAAUGAUAUCUACAUGCUCACUCGCCAAUGAGCAUCAAGACGGAUGCAUAAACGGCAAAAGUGGACUGGUUUUUUCGCAAACACAGAGAAAGAACUACAAAAACAUUCAUUGUCUGCUUUGCAAUGGUAUUUCAUUGAACACUUCUCAGUGUGGUCCUGAAGAAAAAGGAGAUUUUUUCAAGCCCAAAUCAUUUGAAAUUAUCAUGGACUUCAACCAGAAAGAGAACCAAGAUCAAAGAACACGAGAGCCGAAGCUUAGUUCGAUUACGGCAACUUGUCCAACCAACAAAGUGUUCGAUCCGCACUUGGAGACAUGCGAAACAGGUUCUAUUGUGAAUCCUUCCAAACUGUUCCAGGCAGUUCGCGAUAGCUACCGUGUAAAACUCUGGAUGCAUCCUUCAGACGAGAGCGAAUGGGCUGUGAGUGCAGAAGAAUUUAAACACGCCAUUUGUUCGAGUUUUGCUCUAGAUCCUUCGCAAAUUGAUGUCAUAUCUAUUGCAAAAGAAGACAGAUCCACCGCCGUUAAUUUCAAUCUGUACUCCGGGAGUUUGAAAACUGCUAAAAACAAUGUAUCUUACGAGACUUUGAAUGUAUCUGUCAUCCUAAACUUUAACAAAUCCUUCCCAAUUGUAAUUGAAAACAAGACCUGGAUAGUCCUUAGGAUCACUCAUCGGCAGUUAUCUUGUGCACAGCCAGAAGAAUUUGCUCCAGAAGAAUUCGUUCUACUUGCAACUGGGCAGGCUUUAGUAAACGGUAUUGGAAAUAAAACUGCAGAAUUGCUUCCCUCAAACAAGUUUUUCAUCAAACACAAUAACAGUAGCAACGAUUCCUUGGUUGUGUGCAGAUCUAAAUUUACUGUUUUGUGUCCAUUCAAGCUGCUGCUGGUUAGUAGCUCGGAGUACAGGAUUGUAGCUAACGAUAGUUUGCUGCAUACCAGCACAGGCAGAAAAUACACAAAGGAAGAAUAUAACGUGGUUAAUGAACUUGGAAAGGCUUGGAUUUGCACUAACUAUACAGCAAUUCCUAACACUACAGCAAUUCCUCACCCUGAGACGAAAACUGCUUUGGAAAGCACUUUCCUGCGAUAUUUUACCAUAGUUGGAUUUUCCCUAUCAAUUUGUGCGCUUGUCUUAACUUUGCUGAUACACUGUAUCUUUAAUGAGCUUCGAGGAACACUUCCAGGUAAAAACCUGAUGAGUUUAUGCCUGGCCCUCCUCCUGGCGCAGUUCAUUUGGCUCUUUGGUUCUGGAGACACCGACAAGCCAACUUUUUGUAGUGUCAUAGCAGCCAUUAUUCACUACCUUAUUCUGGUGUCUUUUGCGUGCACUGCCGUUAUAGCCUUUGACACUCGCCGAACCUUCUCCAGUCAGAUUUCCAAAGCUCCUAGCCGUUCUCUUGGACAGAGUCGGAAUCUGCGAUUCCUUUCCUACAGUUGCUCGGCAUGGGGUGUUCCACUGCUUUUUGUCAUCGGCUGUGUCCUGCUUGAUCAGUUUCACGUUGUUUUCAUCGGUUAUGGUAACCAAGACGCCUGCUGGCUAGUCAACAGCAAUGCCAAGAUCGUCGCCUUUGCCACACCGAUAGCUUGUGUCCUUCUGUACAACGUUAUAGCCUUUUCUCAUACCGUGUGGGCCAUCAACAAUGCAAGAACGCAGACACGCAGGGUAAAAUCAUCCCGACAGGACCAACGAGCCGUCCUAAAAAUCUACGUGCGCCUGAUUUCCCUGAUGGGCUUUACUUGGUUUUUCAGUUUCAGUGCGGAGCUCAUUCACAAAGCGCUUGUCUACCCUUUCGUAGUCCUCACGACUCUUCAAGGAGUAUACGUAUUCGUGGCUUUCAUCUGUAAGACCCGAGUGCUUAAGCUGAUGAAGGAGCGGUUUUCAAGGUCCAGGAAAGAUGCGCUAGCGUCCACACAACACACUACAAGCACGGAGUGCAGGAGCUUACCUCAGUACUCGCCAUACCGAUCACAAAGAGAGACACAUAUGUAA